This is a messenger RNA of Aspergillus ruber CBS 135680, 1826 nucleotides long. RefSeq names its product alpha/beta hydrolase. The record is from RefSeq and is a predicted model, not a curated record. The transcript has 2 exons. NCBI's taxonomy places the organism in Eukaryota, Fungi, Ascomycota, Eurotiomycetes, Eurotiales, Aspergillaceae. Bases 111 to 1346 code for a protein of 411 amino acids.
CUCUUCCGGUCUCUCUCCUUCUCUCAGUCAGUGACUGGUAUCACCAACUGCUUUUUGUUUGGUAUUGGAUUAAUUGUAUAAUAUUUUUUAGAGAAAAUUCUACAUCCAUAAUGUCUUGGUACAGUCAGACUGCCGAUUUCCUGUCCGAUUCCUUCGCGAAUCAUCAAUCCCAGAUCCCCCUCCUGGCCGCAACCGGUGCAGCAUCGUUUACUCUAGGCUUCCUGCUUCGCUCAAUUGGUUCAGAUUCGCACACUGAAGGAAAGAUCCUUCACUCCCCGCGGUCGACUGUUUUACCCGGUCUCUCAGAUGAAGAAAUUCGUGCUCUUCCGUUGCCGGCCGAUGUGCUCCCCGGAGCCCGUGAUGUGUCGACCCCAUAUGGAUCAAUCAGGGCCUACGAAUGGGGCCCUGAGGAUGGACCUAAGGUGCUUUUUGUUCAUGGUAUCACUACUCCGUGUAUCGCAUUGGGCGGUGUGGCACACGCUCUAGUUGAUCGCGGCUGUCGUGUCAUGCUGUUUGAUUUGUUUGGACGAGGCUAUUCCGAUUGUCCGUCAGACCUCCCUCAGGACGACCGACUAUUCUCGACACAGAUCUCUCUUGCAUUGAACUCGUCCCCGAUUUCGUGGACCGGUGCUGGGUCUGGUAAAUUCUGCCUCGUGGGUUAUUCCCUUGGAGGCGGUAUUGCUGCGUCCUUUGCGUCAUUCUUCCCUCAACUUCUUUCGUCCUUGGUGUUACUGGCUCCAUCCGGUUUGAUCAGAGACUCCCAGAUUAGUUUCCAGUCACGUUUUUUGUACUCCCGUGGACUGAUACCUGAGAAGGUUCUGGGUUUCCUUGUCGGCCGUCGGCUCCGUGCGGGCCCAUUGGUUACCCCGAAGCCCAAGGGUAAUGAGAAGAUUGAUGCCGGGGCCGCACUCACCGAAGAACUUCCCUCGACAGGCGCUGCUGGUACUCAAAUACUUUCCCGAGCAUACCCUCAUGUUGCUGUUCCCACGGCCGUCUAUUGGCAAGUCAAUAACCAUUCCGGCUUUGUUCAUGCCUUCAUGUCUAGCAUGCGGUUCGGGCCAAUUCUGUGUCAACGACAAUGGGAUACAUGGGCACGCCUGGGCCAGUUUCUGACGGCGCAGCGGAGUCGCUCGCCCCAAGAGCAAAGCAAGCAUGGUCUUACGGGCGACAAGGUGCAGAUUAUCUGCGGAGUUGACGACUCUAUCAUCGUUAAGGAAGAGCUUGCACCAGAUGCUACCGAUGUCCUCGAGGGAAAUGUUGAGUUUAAAUACUUCGACGCUGGACAUGAAUUCCCCAGUACCAAAUACGAUGAACUAGCACAACAAAUUUGGGACUUAUUGGAUUGAAUUGGAAUCCCGAGACCUGGACUGUGUACAUGACAGAGACCCACUACCACUCUGAUGUUUCCUUGGCUCUCGGAGCUUGCUUUAGUUGGAUAUACCCGCCAAGUGAUGACCAUACUGUCUUCUGGUCAUUGUCACUCAUACCACGGCAUCUGAAAGGUUUUGUAUAUAGAGAUUAUCCCUUGUAUUCUGGAAGAUACCGGAUUCUUCUUCAGUUGUUGGUAUUUUCCUUGCAAAUAGACAUGUGUCUUUCAUGUUUUCAAAAUCUCAUCCGUCCUAUUGAUCUGACUCGAUAGGCGGGAUACGUGCGCAGACCGGUCAUGCAUCCGCGUGUGAGCAAAAUACGGCUCAUCUGCAGUGGAUGACCCAUUGGGGCCUGCGACGCCAGCAUUGCUCCUGUUUGUAUCGUGGUUUGCAUUUCCAUUAGGCCGGUUGCCCAUACCAUUGGUCAUCCUGGAACCGUUAGUUACUUUCAAUGCAUGG